Xenopus tropicalis (tropical clawed frog) is the source of this 999-nucleotide messenger RNA. RefSeq names its product D-dopachrome tautomerase (gene ddt). The record is from RefSeq and is marked provisional. Gene Ontology annotation, cellular component: cytoplasm. NCBI's taxonomy places the organism in Eukaryota, Metazoa, Chordata, Amphibia, Anura, Pipidae. Gene Ontology annotation, molecular function: D-dopachrome decarboxylase activity.
GGGAGGAAUUAUGCCAUUCGUGGAGCUGGACACUAACCUGCCGCCGCAACAAGUACCCCAGGACUUGGCGGAGAAGCUCUGCUCAGCUACUGCUACCAUUCUGAGCAAACCAAGGGAGAGGGUAAAUGUGACUGUGAGGACUGGAGUCUCCAUGGUAGUGGGAGGUUCAUGUGCACCAUGCACCCAACUGCUUGUCUCCUCUAUCGGAGUGGUGGGAACAGCAGAACAGAACAAAGAACACAGUGCUAAGUUCUUUCAGUUCCUGACAGAAAACAUGGGCCUUGAACAGGACAGGAUUUUGCUGAGGUUUGUUCCAUUAGAGCCAUGGCAGGUUGGAAAAAAAGCAACAGUCAUGACGUUUCUAUAACUUCUCAAGAAGUUAGAGACCACAACUGCACAGAAUCACCAUAUCCAUCUCUACUAUGACCAAGAUACCGAGUGUACAGCCAUCUGUAUGCUACAUGUCACCUGAUAUUACACAAGCUGUAAAAAAAUUAUCACAGUCCCUCCAAAAAAGGGGUCCGAACAAAACAGAUUAAUUUGCAAGGUUAAUCGGAACCCAUUUUAGCCACCCAACCAAAAAUCUCAUGCUUUCUUUCUGGGUAAAAGACAAACACCAUACUGUUCAGUGUACUUGAUGGAACUAGUUGAGCUGCUGUAUAUUUUACUGAAUUGCAACCUGCAGCUGUCCACAGACACAGCUAUAGUAUCAAGUAGAUACAAGUCUAAAGCAGUUAAGUAGUAAUAAGUAUUCUUGAAAAAUGCUUCAACAAUUAUCUGUGAACUGAAGAAGCGACUUGGAUAACUGGUGAAAUGUUUUUAAGAUUACAUAGCAAAGUCCGUUGAUUUAGUCAUAUCUGUACUUGAUAACCAUCUAUCAUGCUUUCUUGGUGUGGUCUGCAAUACAUGUUUUCUCUGACUUAUGAAAGGCAACAAGACUGUCUACUCUGAAGUUGCAUUCCAUGAUGUAUUUUUGGUAAAUAAAAGUCAUUAUGAAUA